Molecule: messenger RNA, 624 nt
Organism: Fomitopsis serialis
Lineage: Eukaryota; Fungi; Basidiomycota; Agaricomycetes; Polyporales; Fomitopsidaceae
Exons: 4
Coding region: 1-624 (207 amino acids)
Source: RefSeq, a predicted model, not a curated record
AUGGCCUACGAGGCGUCUCAGACGUCAUCUGCAGCUGCCUCUGGUGUAGGCACAGACGUCUCGACUGCAUCAGCUCUCUUGCCACCAGUAUCUUCGAGCGUGUCGCGGUCAUCGUCUUUCACUGCCGGAGACAUUUCGGGUACCGUGGUAGGCGCUGUGGUUGGACUGUUUGCCAUCCUCCUGGGAGCCUUCGUCCUCAUCUAUAGACGUCAACGACGUCAAGGGAUGACAGUCGUGGAAAUUGAGCCUAGUUCGGAUAGUCGGGAAAGUUAUCCAGAGGGUGCAAUCAGUACCUCGAACGCAGUGGACACCUCCGCGAAUACCCAGACGCGUCCUGGCCCUCACAUCAGUGGUUCGCUCGUGUCUACACCCUCGCCCUACACCAAAUCGUAUGCGGACUCUGACGCACGUCUAUCGUCCACUCCUCCGUUCCAGUCGUCAUAUGCUGCUGCUCGGAGCGAUUCUCCGGUCAGCUGCCCGAAGCUUGGUGAUCAACCGAGUCACUUCGCCCCCGAUUCAAGAUUGCUGCUAGUACAGGAGCAAGAUGCAGGCCCUGUACCCCCGUCAUAUAAUCCAGAAUGGAGUAAACCGGUGGACAACGAAGUUGACGCGACUCCGCGCUAG